CUGGCUGUUAUGUCAUUCUUUAGUUGAAGUUUCUAUUUCUAACCUAUAAUUAAAUACCAAAUAAUUCUUAAUAUUACAUUAUUUGCUUUGAUUUUAUAAGUUAUAAUGGCACGUAAUAUAGCCGAUAAUGUACGAAAACUGUUAUUGCUUGGACAGUGCGUACCAACAGUCAAGCAGAAUGCCGCUAAAAUCAGAGUAAAGCGGUUAGAAUUAGAUGAGAAUUUAUUAAUGUACUUCAGAAAAGAUGAAUUCUACUACUGUUCAGAUCCCGACAAAGUAUGUAAAACAGGAGACAUUGUACUCAUAGAAGCUUUACCUCAAAAACUAACAAAACUCAUAACUCACCAAGUUAAAGAGGUUGUAUAUCCAUUUGGCGAUGUUACUGACCCUGUUACUGGCAAGAAAGUAGCUAAAGAGAAGUAUAGAGAAGACAUUGAGAGACAAUCUGAGCUCUAUGGGAAGUUGGAAUCAGCAUUUAAUUACAAGAAAGCCCCACCUCGAGGUUGGCAAGAUGGAAAGAAAGACUUUACUUCCAAGCCUACAUAUACCAAAUUUCAUGUGUUUGAUGAAAAUGAUCCUUAUGCUAUUUAAAUUAACUGUUAUUUGUAGUUUGUAAA
Papilio machaon (common yellow swallowtail) is the source of this 617-nucleotide messenger RNA. RefSeq names its product 28S ribosomal protein S17, mitochondrial (gene mRpS17). Gene Ontology annotation, molecular function: structural constituent of ribosome. The record is from RefSeq and is a predicted model, not a curated record. The transcript is spliced from 2 exons. Gene Ontology annotation, cellular component: ribosome; mitochondrial small ribosomal subunit. Bases 106 to 591 code for a protein of 161 amino acids. Gene Ontology annotation, biological process: mitochondrial translation. NCBI's taxonomy places the organism in Eukaryota, Metazoa, Arthropoda, Insecta, Lepidoptera, Papilionidae.